AUGUCAACUUCGCCCUCCCCAGCAUCACCACCACCAACAGAUCUCCCGCCAACACCAUCACCAUCCCCAUUCAACUACAUACUCUCAUUCCUGCUCGUUGGGAUCUGCUGGGGCUUCACGACGCCGUUCAUCCGCAAAGCCGCCGUGAACUACAAGGCACCGAGCCACGCAUCCAUUACAGACCCGUCGCGACCGUGGCUGUCGCGCCAGGUCGCGAAGGCUUUCUACACCGUGCUGGGCCUGCUGCGGAGCCCCGGCUACGCGGUCCCUCUACUGUUGAACCUGACCGGGAGUAUCUGGUUUUUUUUGUUGGUUGGACAGGCUGAGUUGUCAUUGACGGUGCCGAUCACGAACUCAUUGGCGUUUCUUUUCACCGUGUUGGGCGAGUGGUUUGCGGAGGGGAAGAUGAUCACCCGCGAUACCUGGGUCGGCAUGACGUUUGUCUGUGGCGGUAUUGCGCUGUGCGUUUACUCGAAGCUUUGA
Molecule: messenger RNA, 483 nt
Organism: Exophiala aquamarina CBS 119918
Lineage: Eukaryota; Fungi; Ascomycota; Eurotiomycetes; Chaetothyriales; Herpotrichiellaceae
Exons: 2
Coding region: 1-483 (160 amino acids)
Source: RefSeq, a predicted model, not a curated record